AUGGCUCAGCAACAAGCUGCUCAGGGUACGCCAGGAGGAUCAUUUCAUGGACAACCUCAACCUAACCCUAAGGGGAAUGCAAACUCUAUUGCCUUACUAAGCGGAACUACAUAUAAUGAACAUGUAGAUCCUAGGCUGAAGAAACCAAAGCCACCAAAAAAGGAUGUUGUGACCACACCUGAGAAACAACCAGUAAAGGAACCUGUAGAACCUGAGAGGCAAAGAAAGGAAGAAGUUAAAAAUAAGGAAGAGGUAAAAGACAACCAGGUUUACAUACUACCCCCUCCUUAUAAACCACUGAUCUCAUAUACACAAAGACUUAAAGAAACCAAAUUAGAUAACCAAUAUAAAAAGUUCGUAAAAAUGAUUGAGAAACUCCACGUCGAGAUUCCCUUCACCGAAAACAUCACCCAAAUACCAUCGUAUGCCAAAUUUCUAAAAGACAUCUUAACUAACAAACAUAAGCUUGAUGAUCCUAAACCUCUAGAAUUCAACUCAAUCACUGAAAAGAAACUAGCCAAAAAGGAGAAAGACCCCGAAAUUUUUUCUAUACCUUGUGUUCUAGGAAAUCAUAUCAUUGAUAAAGCAUUGCUGGAUUUAGGAGCCAGUGUGAGCUUAAUGCCUUUAGUUGUUUGUAAUAGAUUAAACCUAAGAGACAUGCAACCAACUAGGAUAUCCCCUAAACUGGUCGAUCGACCAGUUAAAUAUCCAAUAGGUAUAUAG
Lathyrus oleraceus (garden pea) is the source of this 723-nucleotide messenger RNA. RefSeq lists its product as uncharacterized. The record is from RefSeq and is a predicted model, not a curated record. Bases 1 to 723 code for a protein of 240 amino acids. Lineage: Eukaryota; Viridiplantae; Streptophyta; Magnoliopsida; Fabales; Fabaceae. The transcript has a single exon.